CCCCCCUCCCUUAAACAUGUGGAGUUUAAGGGAGUAAAGUUUCAGCUUUUUAUAAUGGCCUCAUAAUAAUAAUAAAGCAGCUACAUUGAAGCACAAGAUUUAAUGGUCCCAAAUAUGUCAGCAACUACUGAGUAUGAGUCAUUCGGUGACUAUAACAUAAAUACUACCACAGAUGACAAUGACAUAGAUGGAUUCUGCGACUUGAAUCCUGACCCCACCGAGGUCAUCACCCAAACUUACAUCCACUCCAUCAUUUGCACCUUCGGCCUGAUUGGCAACAUCCUUGUGAUGGUCACCUACAUCUUCUACAAAAGAACCAAGACCAUGACAGACGUCUAUCUGUUCAACGUGGCCGCGUCUGACCUGAUCUUUGCAGCUACCCUUCCGUUAGUCAUGUAUAAUGAGCAGCACGGUUGGUCGAUGGGCACAGUGGCUUGUAAGGUGCUCCGGUCAACCUACAGCAUUAACCUCUACAGUGGCAUGCUGCUGCUCGCGUGCAUCAGUGGUGAUCGAUACAUUGCAAUAGUUAAGGCGACACGUUCCUUUGGGACGCGCUCCCGCGCUCUCAUCUACAGCCGUCUGAUCUGCUGUGGUGUUUGGGUGUUUGCAGCAGUGUUGACUCUGCCUACGCUCAUCUAUACCGAGCGCUAUGAAGAGCCGGGGACUUACCUGGAGGCUGACAAUGUCACCGUGUGUCAGAUGUCUUUCAGCAAGACUGAAACAGCGGAGCUCAUAAAGCUGAUGGUACCCAGCCUCCAGAUGGCCGUUGGCUUCCUGCAGCCACUGUGUGUGAUGGUGUUCUGCUAUUCCUCUAUCAUAUACACACUGCUGAGGGCGCAGAGCAACGAGCGGCACAAGGCUGUCCGGGUGGUGUUUGCGGUCGUUGUGGUUUUCAUUGUGUGCCAUCUUCCCUACAACGUGACCCUGCUGAUCCACACCCUGUCUCUGUUCAAGCAGAGGAGCUGCGAUGCAGAAAAGGUUAAACUCAAAUUUCUUGCCAUCUUCAGGAGUGUCGCCUACCUCCACUGCUGCCUCAAUCCCUUCCUCUACGCCUUCAUUGGAGUCAAGUUCAGGAGUCACUUCCGGCAAAUCAUGUUGGACCUCUGGUGCGUCAGCAAAAAGUACAUCUACUCUGCUCGCUCCUCACGUGGGACGUCUGAAAUCUGCAUCUCAGGGCCAAGAACCUCAGACAUCUCCAACAACAGGUCAUCAUUCAGUGCGUGACACUUCAGUUCCAAAGGGGAAAACAGUCCAGCAGUGCCUCGUCUUACUCUUUUAUCACUGUAAAAAUCAGAAGUGAGAAUGUGCUUUAAAACCGGAAUGAAAGGAAGAUGCUUUCAUACAGGGGGGGAACUUUCUAACUGAAUGCAGUUUAUAUGCAGUAACACAGACAUUGCUCAAAAGUACAAAAUAAAAUCCAGCA
Molecule: messenger RNA, 1423 nt
Organism: Archocentrus centrarchus (flier cichlid)
Lineage: Eukaryota; Metazoa; Chordata; Actinopteri; Cichliformes; Cichlidae
Product: C-C chemokine receptor type 6-like
Exons: 2
Coding region: 103-1224 (373 amino acids)
Biological process (GO): calcium-mediated signaling; cell chemotaxis; immune response
Cellular component (GO): external side of plasma membrane; membrane
Molecular function (GO): C-C chemokine receptor activity; C-C chemokine binding
Source: RefSeq, a predicted model, not a curated record